This is a messenger RNA of Hydractinia symbiolongicarpus, 1216 nucleotides long. Its product is annotated as probable ubiquitin-conjugating enzyme E2 C. The record is from RefSeq and is a predicted model, not a curated record. The coding region runs from base 124 to 666 and encodes 180 amino acids. Lineage: Eukaryota; Metazoa; Cnidaria; Hydrozoa; Anthoathecata; Hydractiniidae. The transcript has 7 exons.
UCAAAAUCGCGGCAACUUCGAGUUCAAGCCGGGUGUUCAAAAAAUAGCUUUCGCCAUCUACAAAGCAAGACCAUAACAGUUUAUAAUAAAAUACCAUCGCUCACAAAUUUAUAGCUACAUAACAUGAACUCCCGAAGAAGUAAUAAUGCGACAAGGAGAAAGCAAGGAUCAGCUGCAAUAAAAUGUGAACCUGCCACUCGUAAAUGUAACAGCUCAGUCACAUCAAGAUUGAUGAAAGAACUUUCUGAAAUUAUGCUUUCUACCGACAAGUCUGUCACAGCAUUCCCAGAUGAAGAAAAUACUUUUCAAUGGUUAGGAAAGAUUAAAGGACCUGUUGAUUCGGUAUAUGAAGGAUUAGCCUAUAAAAUGAAGUUGGUAUUUCCUGAAAAUUAUCCUUAUGAUGCACCAACCAUAACAUUUGUAACACCAUGUUUUCAUCCUAAUGUUGAUACGCAUGGAAAUAUUUGUUUAGAUACAUUAAAAGAAAGGUGGUCCUCAUGUAACAGUGUUUUAUCAAUAUUAUUGUCAAUUCAGAGUCUUCUUCAAGAUCCUAACGUUGAUAGUCCACUGAAUGUGCAAGCUGCAAAACUAUGGUCUGAACAAGCAGAAUACAAAGAGGUACUUUGGAGUCAUUCCACUGAAGCACAAGAAGUCUUCAAAGAGUAACAGUUCUUUUAACAUUUUAUCAUAGAAUAAUGCAAACCUAUAUAUCCAUAAUGAAUAUAAUUAUACACGUUAAUUUUAGAAAUUUUCACGGAAAAAAUUCAGUAAAUUCGCACAAUAUUAAGGUCUUUUUAGAAACCUCGAAAAUAAUUUUUAUCUGGUUCUUAUUCUUCCUUCGAAAUUAAAGAUUUUUUUUUCUGCCAAAAUUUCAGUUUGUGGUCAUCCCCGCGAAAUUUCUUAGGUGAAAUAAUAUUCAAUUAUGUUUCGUUUGCUAAAAAUUUUCUCCUUCAACAGAGUUUCACUCCUGUGAUCUGAAAAAUAAUGGGAACCUUGAUAAAAUGACUGACCUUUUAUAAAUAUACAAAAUUUAUGAGGUAUUUUGUGUUUCAUUAACUGUCCUAGAAUCAGGCAGGUUGGGUGGGCGGUGGUUGCAUUAAUCAUGAAGUGUAUGCUUCCGUUGUUUAUUUUUUCUUCAACAAUGCUUGAGGUGUAUCAUUAUUGCGUGUACAAAAUGUAUUUUUAUAGUUAGCGUAAUAAAUCUAUUUAUAAAAUC